CCUCCCCCGAGUACUGAGACGCGCUUGAAACGUCACGCGUUUGUCCUCCAGUUUAUAAAAAGCUGGCCUGCUGUAGAUACAGACGGGCGUUUAUCGGGCUUUACUGGACGUGUGUUUCGGUUCAAGGAAGACCAGUGAUGUUGUAUUCUGGAUUGCGAAAAGACUGCGGCGGGAAAGAUAUGGAGAUACGAGAGGCUGCAGCUUUGAGGCAGCAGCGGAGGAUGAAGCAGGCGGUACAAUUCAUCCACAAGGACUCUGCCGACCUCCUGCCUCUGGACGGACUAAAGAAACUUGGAACCUCCAAGGAAAUGCCGCAUACCAUAAUUCAGAGACGGUUGUUGGAGACCAAUUUGUCCCGAUGCAGGCUCAACAAUAGAGGAACAAAAUUCACCAGUAAUAGCAUUGUGCUGCAGAACAACAGUUUUAACCACAGCAAACUGGAAGACCUUACCCAGCCUGAAGAGGAGGACCUUAUUUACGUGUGCUGCAAGUGCUGUGGAUGGGAGCUAAAGGCCUUGAUUGACACUGGUUCCCAACUGAACUUCAUGUCCUCAGCCUACAUUGAGAAGCUUGGCUUGAAGGACAUGGUCAACAUGAAUAAAAUGGUGAAGGACUCCCUCCCAUUCCAGCGUGACCUGGAAGCUGUGGGCCGAAUGGAUAAACUCAGCAUUGAAUUUGGACAAGUGAAGUUUGAAUGUGCAGUGACUGUUGUGGAAAACCACAAGGCAUUCAUCUCCCUUGGCAACAGGACCUUGAAGUCACUAAAGUGUGUAAUUGAUAUGGAAAAGCAAAUAAUCAUUCUGGGCAGAACGGAGAGGGAGCAGGUGCCGUUUGUUGGUGAGAAAAAUGCAUCAAGGGAUGAAAUCUCUCCUGGAGUCAAAGAAUGCUAAUCCCCUCAUCAUACAACACACGCAGAACAUAUUGGUUGGUUGUUCACAUCCAGAACAAAAUGACAACUGCCACUAUCAAUCUGUCAAAGUAAGCUUAAUUAAAAAUCACACAGCCAAGCCCAAAAUGCCACUCCAGUGUCUCACCAUGUAAUCCUUCCAUUACAGUCAUACAAGACCUCAGUACUUUACUACCCUCAUAUCCCAUCACACCUUUGGCAUCUGGGAAAAUUUAAUUUCAGCAAAGAAUGUUCCAUUGAUUUCUCUUGCAUUUGAAUUCAUUAAGUGUGUUGGUAAAAUGAAUCUUCAUACUUUAAAAAAGGAAAUCAAGCAUACAUCCUGCAUUUUUAUGUCUACAUUAUAGGGGAACCUUAAGUUUAAUAAUCUAUACAGGGAAAUUCCUGAUUAUACACGAUGAAGCCCUUCUUAUAGUCCAUACAUAUGUGCUCAGUCUCAUUGACACCAAGUGUUGGGGAAAGCAUGUAUAAUACAAAGAAGUUAUAACAUGUUAUAUGCUUUGUGUAGAACAGUGUUGAUGUUAGGAGAGCACUGCUGUGUAGAAAUUUAACUCAGCUGAAAUGUUUUUGAAACAGGGUUCUUCUGUGAGAUACCAGCUGUACUUUCUGGUAUAGUGCCUGUAUUUUUAUUUUUGUAGAGUGAACAUUAAUUCUAUUUUAGCAAGUGUAUUUUUGUUUUCAUUUAAGCAAAUCAGCACUUUGUAUUCAUUGACAAUAAUGUGUAUUGAGUUUUAUGUCAUGUAUUUUGAUAACUUUACAGGAACGCAUAGUAUAUAGUAUAUGAAAUUUAAUUAAUACACCUGGUAAACUACUUCAGCCUCUUGACCAAAGGCAAACAAAAGGUAAAUUUCAUAGUGAAGUUUUGAUAGAGAAUUGUAUUUUCUUAGACAUUUGUCAGUAUAACCAUUGAUCUUUACAUUUUUAAAAGUAAUUCUGGUUUAUAAAAAAAACAAGUUGCUGUGGUAGUCUUUUACUUGUGUGUAGCACACAUGCAGUACUUGGAAUAAAAUGAAUGUGAAUCUGA
Messenger RNA from Anguilla anguilla (European eel), 1928 nucleotides. RefSeq names its product nuclear receptor-interacting protein 3-like. Bases 138 to 890 code for a protein of 250 amino acids. The record is from RefSeq and is a predicted model, not a curated record. Gene Ontology annotation, molecular function: aspartic-type endopeptidase activity. The transcript has 7 exons. Gene Ontology annotation, biological process: proteolysis. NCBI's taxonomy places the organism in Eukaryota, Metazoa, Chordata, Actinopteri, Anguilliformes, Anguillidae.